This is a messenger RNA of Fusarium subglutinans, 444 nucleotides long. RefSeq lists its product as uncharacterized. Bases 1 to 444 code for a protein of 147 amino acids. The record is from RefSeq and is a predicted model, not a curated record. Lineage: Eukaryota; Fungi; Ascomycota; Sordariomycetes; Hypocreales; Nectriaceae. The transcript is spliced from 2 exons.
AUGGCGACCUCACCACCAAUUCCCAUUCUCACUAUUUCCCUUGCUCAGCAUCUCCACGGGCACAGUAUAAGAAAAACUCUCAAGGAACAAUGGUCCAAGACAAGAGUUCCUGCCUCGACGUCGUCUCGCUUCGCCAACAUCGGCUUUGACCUCGACGCCCAAGGCACCAACCUCAGCGAACUUGAGUCGCGACUAAGAGAGAGGCAGUGGGGCGGAAUAAUCGUCGGGUGGUGUUCACGUGGUAACAUUGAGUUUACCGAGCUAUUCGAGGCUGUCGUUGGUGUCUGUGUUGACUACAGUGUCGAAACAAAGAAAGGCGAUAUAUCGCAGACAGAACCCAAGCUGAUCUUCUGUCGCGGACCAGACGACUUGGUUAACGCGACACUGCGGCUCCAAUCACAAUCCCCUCACUACAGCAGGCUUGAGCCUGUUCGUCUUCCGUAG